AUGAAGAUUAUCAAAUCUAAAUUGCGUAAUAAGAUCAACGAUGUGUGGUUCAAUGACUUGAUGGUAUGUUACACCGAGCAGGAGAUAUUCAAGUCACUUGAUGAUGUUGAUAUUAUUCGAACAUUCACAGCAAAGAAGUCUCGAAAAGGACAUUUGCCUCAUAAUUUUAUUUAA
This is a messenger RNA of Lathyrus sativus (Indian pea), 174 nucleotides long. Lineage: Eukaryota; Viridiplantae; Streptophyta; Magnoliopsida; Fabales; Fabaceae. The record is from the annotation of a GenBank genome assembly.